Oryzias melastigma (Indian medaka) is the source of this 2774-nucleotide messenger RNA. It is a transcript of the gene egln1a, whose product is annotated as egl-9 family hypoxia-inducible factor 1a. Gene Ontology annotation, cellular component: cytoplasm; nucleus. The record is from RefSeq and is a predicted model, not a curated record. The transcript is spliced from 5 exons. Bases 616 to 1674 code for a protein of 352 amino acids. Gene Ontology annotation, biological process: peptidyl-proline hydroxylation to 4-hydroxy-L-proline; cellular response to hypoxia. Lineage: Eukaryota; Metazoa; Chordata; Actinopteri; Beloniformes; Adrianichthyidae. Gene Ontology annotation, molecular function: L-ascorbic acid binding; ferrous iron binding; peptidyl-proline 4-dioxygenase activity.
AGGUUUGAAACUUUUAUUUUUAAAUCAUUCUCUGAAAAAUGUUGCGUUCACGGUUUUAAAACGAGUCACGAAAGCAGCGAUACUGAAAAGUGAAGAUGCAUUUGUGGUCCUUUAGAAAGUCACAUAGUUUGGAUUUUAUUUUUUUAGAACCAGAACCGGAGCAGUUCUGAAUGCAAUUUGCAAAGAACCGCGUCCGAGGGGCUUAAGAACGGCAAGGAGAGCCUGUCUCCUGUCUCCUCCGUUCAAUGAGCUAAAACUUGAGCAAAAGUUUCUCCGACCGCUCCUGACACUCUCUCCGAGGGGGAGGGCUUAUGCUUUGACGUCAUCGAGGGCUUGACCACAGAAAAGACACAGCCAGCGCACGUAACCGCGCCAUGCAGUACACGGAGUUCCAGACGUGACCGGCUGAAAUGCCUCCCGACGACUCGGAGCGGCUCCUGAACGCUCCGCUUCGGGCGCGUGCUGCUCUUAAAUGACUGAAGGAACAUGUAAAGAUGGAGGAAAAUGGCGGGCGUUUGACUUUUGCUCUCCUUUUUGGCUCGUCGUAGCGGGGCAGGGGCUCGUCUCCAAAGUUGUCACUUGACAGGACUGGAAUUAAAAAAAGAACCAUCAAACAUGGACAAGGAGCAGAGCGACUUGGACCGGGACCGGCAGUACUGUGAACUUUGCGGGAAAAUGGAGAACCUCCUGAAGUGCGGGAGGUGCCGGAGCUCCUUCUACUGUAGCAAGGAGCAUCAGAAACAGCACUGGAAGAAACACAAGCUCAUUUGUAAGGAAGUGGAGAAACCUCUGCCCCCCAAAGUGAAGUCCGAGCAGGGUCCGCCGCCCGGGGGGGACAAACGGGCUCAGAAACCCGCGGAGAAGAGCCCCCCCGAGCCGGCGGACCCGGCGCCCGCCCCGCAGGCUGCACCUGAAGUUUCCGCGGGAGAAGACGGCGGCAGCCCCGCCACGCCGAACGGACAGGUGAGUUCGAGCCUGCAGAAACUGGCGCUGGAGGUGAUCGUUCCGUGCAUGAACAAGCACGGCAUCUGCGUGGUCAACGGCUUCCUUGGGGAGGAGACCGGCCUGAGCAUUCUGGGGGACGUCAAGGCCCUGUACGACACCGGCAAGUUCACGGACGGGCAGCUGGUCAGCCAGAAGAGCGACUCCACGCGAGACAUCCGAGGGGACAAGAUCGCCUGGAUCGAGGGCAGAGAGGCCGGCUGCGAAAAGAUCCAGUUCCUCAUGAGCCGCAUGGACGAUCUAAUCAGACAUUGCAACGGCAACCUGGGAAACUACACUAUAAAUGGAAGGACAAAAGCCAUGGUUGCAUGUUACCCUGGGAAUGGAACGGGCUACGUACGACAUGUGGACAACCCCAACGGUGACGGACGAUGCGUCACGUGCAUAUACUACCUUAAUAAAGAUUGGAAUGUCAAGGAACACGGGGGCCUUCUCCGAAUUUUCCCAGGAGGAAAAGCUCAGUUCGUCGACAUCGAGCCAAAGUUCGACCGUUUGCUGCUUUUCUGGUCAGACAGACGAAACCCCCACGAAGUCCAGCCCGCUUUUGCUACGAGGUAUGCCAUUACAGUGUGGUAUUUUGAUGCAGAUGAGCGGGCCAGAGCUAAAGAAAAAUACCUAACAGGUGAAAAAGGAGUCAAGGUUGAACUUGGAAAAUCCUCCGAUUCCAGCUAGUAGGAUGACCACUUCCUCCACAAACACCCGCCUGGUGCGCUGCGCAAGAACGCGUCCUCUGAAGAACGUGCACGUGUCGCAGAAACACAGCAGACUUUGGUUUGAGCAUUUUCUGUGUAGUUCACUGACAGUCCACCAGGGCAACGCAGCAGGUCUUGAAUGUCAAAAUAUUCUUCUGAAAGGGAUUGUACGUUUUUUUUUGUUUUGUUGUUUUGGUAAAUGCAUUUACAUCACAGCUAAAAGCUUCAAAAAGGAAUUAAGUUUAGGAAAACCCUCCUAUUUUUUUCAGUUUGUUCAUUAAAGGUACAGCGUCCUGCACAUGCUUCCUGUUGUGCUUCUCGUGGGCUGUCAAAAUAAGCUACUGUUUGUGCCUGACUCUGCAGUCGUUUGAGGAAGUAUCUGAACGCGCUUCGCAGCCUCCAGCACCUCCUACUGCGGAGAAGAACCAAGUUGAUCUGAACCCUGUCUUACUGUGCUGUUGUGCACAGUUUGCUUUCAUGUAUUUAAACUAAAGGUCCCUGCGCCCCCUGCAGGCAGGCAGGAGACUUGCAAUGCACUUUUUGAAAGCCCUCAGAUCUGGAUGAAUGAAAAUGAAAUUGCUGCAAUUGUUGAUUAAUAUCUGAUCAUAUCAGAGUUUCCCAAACAUGAACACAGAAAUACUGCUGACAUAUGGCUUUAGAAAAUGAUGUAAUCAUUUUAAUAUAUUGAUCAAGUAGUGAAACUACCAGCCAGCAAAUUAUUGCAUGAAAUGCAACCUUGAUUUUUAUUUUUAGGUCUUGAAGUUCAUUUGUUUUCUGCUUAAUUCUGUGGUUUUUCUACCUGUUGGAUGACAAAAACAUAUUUUUUACACCAAUUCAGACCAUUUCAAGACAAUCCUUCAAAAGCAAAGCGGUCUAAUAAAUGCAAACUGAACAUGUCUGCUGCAUGACCAGUUUCAUGCUAAGGUCUUAACUUUCAAGGUACAUGGUGCAUGUGGAACUUUUUGUUUUAAAAACCAUCUGGAAGCAACUUUGUCAAUAAAACAGAGAGAAGUUCAGACUGUAUUGGCCCUGCUGUUCUUUUUGUUCUGCUGCUCCUCUGAAUAAACGUUUGAUGUCCAC